This is a messenger RNA of Poeciliopsis prolifica (blackstripe livebearer), 2755 nucleotides long. RefSeq names its product dynein assembly factor with WDR repeat domains 1 (gene daw1). The record is from RefSeq and is a predicted model, not a curated record. The transcript is spliced from 13 exons. Gene Ontology annotation, molecular function: protein binding. Lineage: Eukaryota; Metazoa; Chordata; Actinopteri; Cyprinodontiformes; Poeciliidae. Bases 203 to 1450 code for a protein of 415 amino acids.
GGCAACUACAAAAAAGUUGAAACGUUCUGUGCUUUUAUAUGCAUCGACAAUGAUAAGAGUCAUUUUCUCUGAACGUGUUUCUUUUCUUUGUUUUUAAUCUGCGCCCAUCUCGAGCCACCCAUUUAACCCGUUCUGCGCAUGUGUGAAGCGGGGCACGCGCUGUCGUCGCCUAGCGACUGUUUGUUGUGGUCUGCGGCAGAAGAUGAGACUCAAGAGGUUUCUUCUCAGAUAUUAUCCACCCGGUAUAAUCCUGGAAUAUGAGCGAGGAGGCUGUUUGAGGACCAAAUCCAUCGACCUGCUGGAUUUAACACCUGAAACAAAUACAGAUGAGCUGGUGACAGAAAUCAGACAAUCAGAGCCUCUGAUCACAGAGUCCCGGGCCGAACAGGUCAAAGAGCUGGUUCUCCGACUCCAACAGAAACAGGGUCAGCAGGACCACCACAGGUUCUGUUUCUGCAAGGUGCUGAAGGCACACAUACUGCCCCUGACCAAUAUUGCCUUUAAUAAGUCUGGAUCAAGGUUCAUAACUGGAAGUUAUGACAGAACAUGUAGAGUUUGGGACACCGCCUCUGGCACAGAGCUGCACACACUUGAGGGGCACAGAAACGUUGUAUAUGCAAUCGCAUUCAACAAUCCCUAUGGAGACAAGAUUGCCACAGGCUCUUUCGAUAAGACUUGCAAACUGUGGUGUGCAGAAACAGGCAAAUGUUUCCAUACUUUUUGUGGACACAGGGCUGAAAUAGUGUGUCUGGCAUUCAACCCUCAGAGCACACUGGUGGCCACAGGCAGCAUGGAUGCCACCGCAAAGCUGUGGGAUGUGGAAAGUGGGGAGGAGGUGGCCACACUGACUGGCCACACCGUAGAGGUCCUCUCUUUGUGCUUUAACACAGUUGGCAAUCAUCUCGUCACUGGCUCUUUUGAUUACACAGUUGCUAUAUGGGAUGUUGCUUCCAAAAGACGGGUUCACACUUUGAUAGGUCACAUGGGAGAAAUAAGUAAUGUUCAGUUCAACUGGGAUUGUUCUCUCAUAGCUUCUGGUUCCACUGACAAAACCUGUAAGCUGUGGGACGCGGCCAGUGGGAAAUGUGUGGCCACCCUAGUUGGACAUACAGAAGAGGUGUUGGAUGUGUGUUUUGAUUUAAGCGGUCAGCUCAUCGCAACAGCUUCCGCUGAUGGUUCAGCUAAAAUAUUUAAUGCAGCUACACAUCAGUGUUUGGUGACACUGAAGGGCCACAGCAAGGAAAUCUCCAAGAUUUGUUUCAGCCCCCAGGGCAGCAGGGUCCUGACGGCCAGCUCGGACAAGACAGCCCGUCUGUGGGAUGUUCAGUCUGGAGCCUGCCUUCAAAUCCUGGAGGGCCACAAGGAUGAGAUCUUCUCCUGUGCCUUCAACUAUGAGGGGGACACCAUCAUUACAGGCAGCAAGGAUAACACAUGUCGGAUCUGGUACUGACCCUUCCCUCACCCCCACAGAAAGUGAAAUAGAUGUUUUUAAAUCCUUUUCUUUUUUUUAUAAAUCAAAGGCUUAAAUGAUUGUUUCAUUUACACUCAGAUCAGUUGAAUUAGGUGUUUCCAAAAUGGUAUUUAAAGGUCACUAUUGAAAUUUGGUCUCAGAGUAUUAAACAAGCUUUCAGGAGUUAUUCAUCUAUUAAAACUAAAAUGAAAUGAAAGCACACCCUCAAUUUUAAGAGUUUAACAUGUAAAUGUUAAACUGAGUUUCAACAGGUAUUCAUAAAGUUCAAAUUGCACUGAAUUAUACUUGACAGUUUCCAUCAUGUCAUGCAUGAAACAAUGAUAAAGCUAAAAGGGACUUGUUAAAAAAAAGACUAAGACACAGUCAAUUGCAGUUUUCUAAGUCCAAAAGUUGGAGACUUGCCUCUUCAUUUUAGUGGCAAAAACAGACUUUUUGAGGCAAUCUUUUCCUGAUGCAGUAGAGCUGAAAGUAAGCUUUUGACUAGAGAUUGUUUUAAUAAAGUAUUAAUGGUGUUUGACCUGUGGAAAUGUAGUGUUUAUACACAGUAUACCUUUUGGUUCUCUGUGACGUUUCUUGCCAGUACCUGCUGGUAAAAGGAGUUAUCAGCAGCCGUGUUCAUUAUUAAAGGCUACAGUAAACCACAGAGCACGACUGUUACAAAUGAUGUACAUAUUGUCCUGUUGAAAGGUGCAUUUGAUGUAUUAACCAGGAACAUUCACAGACCGUCAAACUAUGCAUGGCUCACAACAAUCUGCAUGUUAGUUGUAGGAUUGCAAUAGUCUAACGUAAGUGACUUGGGGCAAUGUGUAAGCAAAUAAGCUUACUUCCAACACCUUGAAAAAUAAGUCUUCUUGAUGUGAUUCUCUCAGAAAAUGGACGUAAAACUGUCAAAUUGUUCCUAGUACUUUUCCAAGAACAUGAAUGCUUGUCUACAUGUACUAUAACUUAUACUUACUUCUAAUGAUAGCUAACCUAAGUUUCAAAAAAGACAGCAGCAUUACAAAACGUGCUAAUCACAUCGGUGAAUUGUGACAUUAGUAACAUUUGUGAUGAUUAAGCAUUUCAAAGAUGUGAAUGCCUUAUAACUUUGAGUUCAUAACAAGCACAGACCCCAGAUAAUUAGUAGUUUACCAAGCUACUGGAAAAUAGUAACUUAUCUGGUAAAUGUUUUAUCAAAUGGGUUGCUAGUAGACAACAUCUGCUGACAUUAAAACAAAAAUACUUUUUAACAAUUUCAUUUACUUACUGUGUCUUCAAAACCUUUUAUUGCAUGGUAUUUUAAUA